ACAAUCAUCUUCUAAAGUUUUAAAGUAAAAGAUCAAUGCUUACUUGUGCUCGAAUCCAAUGUUUUCACCGUCUUCUUCUACUACUCCACAAAAGUUCGAUGUCUUUCUGAGUUUCAGAGGCAAAGACACUCGCAGAAUCUUCAUCAGCUUUCUCUACAAAGAACUCAUCCGAAUGAGUAUUCGAACUUUCAAAGACGACGUUGAACUCAAGAGUGGACGUCGUAUCUCUUCAGACCUCCUUUUGGCCAUCGAGGGUUCCAAGAUCGCCGUCGUGGUUGUUUCCAAGAAAUAUCCUGCCUCCCCCUGGUGUCUCCAUGAGCUAGUCAAGAUCAUGGACGUCGAGAAACAAGGUUCGCUCACCGUCAUGCCCAUCUUCUACAACGUUGAGCCUUCUCAUGUAAGGAGACAGAUAGAAAAAGUGGCUGAACAGUUUACAAAACAUGAAGGGAGGGAGAAUCAUGAGACUGUUGUGUCAUGGAGGCAAGCUUUGACCAACUUGGCUAGUAUCUCUGGCCAUUGCUCUCGUGAUUGUGAUGAUGACUCGAAGCUAGUCGAUGAGAUUAUUAAGAGAAUAUCCAACAUGCUGUUACUCUCUGCAACACCAUCAAGUGAUGGUCUCAAUAACCAGCUUGGGAUUGAUGCACACAUGAAAGAGCUGUAUCCAUUGUUAGGUUUAAAUUCUAAUGAAGGUGUGAGACUUAUUGGAAUAUGGGCAAGGGGAAGCAGUGUAAGAUCAGCUCUAGCUAGAUUCGUCUACAAGAAAAUCCACAAGAAGUUCCAAAGCAAAUGCUUUCUCGAAAACGUUAAAGGGAUUCCUCAAGACUGUCAAAUGUCGAAUCUUAGAGAAGAGUUUCUAAUAAGGAUCCAAGGAGGUUACUCGACCAUGAAAACCUCUGGAUUGAUCAGAACGAGGCUCAUGAGUCAGAAAGUUCUACUUGUGGCUAACAAUGUUGAUAAACUGGAGCAGUUAGAUGCUCUUGCAGAUGACUUUAACUGCUUUGGUCCUGGUAGUAUAGUUAUUAUUACUACACAUGACAAACAGCUUCUUGUUGGGUUUGGGAUAAAGGUUGUGUAUGAAGUUGAGUGCUUGAGAUGCUUUGAAGUUCGUCAACUCUUUCGUCAGUCCGCUUUUAGAGAGAGAGACCUUUAUGUUGAUUCUGAGAUGUUUUCAACCUUAUCGGUGACUGAGUCUUCUGGUAACUCUGUUUAUGAUUCUUGAAUGGUUAGGUUCGUCUUAGAGUCACUUAAUAGAUGUGAGCUCUUUGCUUAUUAUACCUAUUAGAAUUAGGAGUUGCUUGUGGCUUCUGUAUAUAGUUGCUAGUGUACAAAGAAGUAGAUAUCCACGGUUGAUCCAAUAACAAGCCACGGAAAGCUCUGUUGUUUUAGUCUUUGAGCUUCUCUGUCUUGGAAUAAGGAAUCAUUGGGCACUCUCUCUCCCUUCAUUCCUCACUGUUAUACUCUGCGUUUGUCUUUGUGAUUACAUCAUCAGAGAACCCAGCAUAUUGUGUAAAAAGGACCAGAGGGUAAUAACUUGUAGUCCAAAGAAUUGAGUGUUUGUGUACUUCACUUUGUAGUCGCUACCUUUUACAGACUAAUUUUUCGCUCUGUUUAGGAAUUUCUUGAUGUACAAAUAUUUGAUCAAUAAAGAAAUUCAUUGUGUGAUUUUCUUGUUUUGUUUUUUUUUUCUAAAACACAAACGUUAGUGUACAGUAUCAAUCAACAUAGAUGCUACUACUUAACCAGUUUUCAGAUAAUCACUCACAAAAAAAGCGAAAGAUCUAAUGAAACAAGUUGCAUUAUAAAUUACUAAAGUACAUUAUUAUGAUUCUGAAUUUCGACAAUCUUGUUUCCAAAUUUCUCACCAUUUAAUGGUUGCUCCAUGUACCUUGAGGUAGCAGAUCCAGGUGGAGCUAAUGUUUCAUAUCUUCUCUUUCCUUUAACAAUAACGAAUUCAAACGAGGAGAGAUUUUAUAAGUGUUCUGAAUUCUAGCUCCUGUAAUAUAUUUCACAAUCUCUUUUGUUUACUCAGUUUCCACACAAAGCAAGCGCUUCUAAACGUUUGCAUUUCUCUGUUUCUAUGUAGCUUUCAGUUCCCUAAGGGGGUUCAGACAUGAGAUUCGUAAAGAUUUGUUUUUUUUUUUGUAAGAGAUUCAUAAAGAAUUGAGGACAUGACAAUUGCUUAUUACUUCUGAAUAGGAAUGUCAAAUUAUUGUAGUCACUUGUGUCAUUACGUUAACGUUACAGGGCUUACCGUUCCGGUUGGAUUAGGGACAGGGCCGGCUCACUAUUACCAAAGGCUCUUGAGCAAAAUUUUUGUUAGAACCCUACAAUUGGCUAGUUUUGUAACUAAGAACUUUUUGACUCAAUCAUCACAACAAUACACAUUUCUAUUAGGUAUUUUAACUAGAUAAGUAGAAAUUUCAUGUUUUUAUGCUGUCUUAACUCUGGAUCAAAUAUGCUAAUUUUAAGAAUUAAGACCCCUAAUAUUAUUACAGUUUAGACUAGGCUCCGGGGCGGUCGCACUGGCCGCCCCUGAUUAAAGAAACUACAAACAUUAGGAAACUCGGUUGGAUCAAGGAAACUACAAACACUAGGAAAUUGAGAUCAAACGGAAGUAAAAAGGUUAAGCCUCAAGAGGUACGCCAGUUUCUUAUACGUACGACAUGGAAGAGUAAACUCAGGGGCAACAAUGCCAAGAAACGGGUUAAUAAGUCUGAUCUGAUUUGUUAAUAACAAAUUGUUAUUUGAGUUAUGGAAGAAAGUAACCAAUGAACAUGGGCUUUCUCCCUUUUGUGUGUGUUACUACUUACUAGUGAAUGUAAAAAAGUAAGCGUAUACCGUUGACUAAUAACUUAAAUCCUCAAUAGUCAUAUGGUAAGUUGGCUUCAAUAUUAUUAUUACCUUCUUUUUUUUCUUAACUAGGCACAUUGUUCUGUAUAUAAUCUUGCUACAAAAUUUCAAACCAACAUAAGGCAUGCAAGUUUUCUUACAUUUCGUAAUAGUAAAGGAAGAAAUCAAUCAUAUGAUUCAUAUCACAUGCAUAUGCAAUGUUGCUCCAUGCUAAACGUAUGUGAUAGUGCGUGCGGAUAAUAUGCAAUAUUUUGUUUGUUUUUUUGAAACUAAAAAGGAUUCUUUUUCUCAUCACGUAUUUACAUAUAUGUACGUAUAUCCGAAAACCCCAUAUAAAAACUUCUUUUCACAUUGCUUAAAUAUAUGAAAUUGCUUGCUUUAAAUAAGAUCUAAAUGAGAAAGGGACUAAGCAUCAGUUCUUUUUUAAAUUUGGAAAGGAACUUUCAUAUAUCUUUGCUUCAAUACAAAGGCAAUUAUGUUUGGUGUACGAUUUCACGUUUCAACUCAAAAUUUUGUUUCUACAUUUUAAAAAAUAAACUCUUCUAUCUUUUGUCAUUUUGAAAAUGUAAAUAUGUGAUAUACUCUACUAAUUUAGCAAUAUAUUGCUGUAAAUAGACAUAUCACGAUUAAAACGGACCACAAAAUAUAUCUUCAAAAAAAAAAAAA
This is a messenger RNA of Brassica rapa (field mustard), 3516 nucleotides long. Its product is annotated as TMV resistance protein N. Gene Ontology annotation, biological process: signal transduction; defense response. The record is from RefSeq and is a predicted model, not a curated record. Lineage: Eukaryota; Viridiplantae; Streptophyta; Magnoliopsida; Brassicales; Brassicaceae.